Morus notabilis is the source of this 1567-nucleotide messenger RNA. RefSeq lists its product as uncharacterized. The record is from RefSeq and is a predicted model, not a curated record. The transcript has a single exon. Lineage: Eukaryota; Viridiplantae; Streptophyta; Magnoliopsida; Rosales; Moraceae. The coding region runs from base 240 to 1358 and encodes 372 amino acids.
AAAAAAAAAAAAAAAAACCAAAAAAACAAACGCGGCGUAAUUCUCCCCCAAUAUAAAUCUCUCUCCCUCCAUUAGGGUUUCCCCCAAACACCCCAAAAAACAAAAAAUUAAAUUAAAAAAAAAAUCCAUUCCUUUCAAGUCUCAACAUUCAUUCAUUGAUUCCUUUUGAGUUGUCCAAAAUCCAAAUUUUCUUCCGUAAUUGUUUCCGUUAAAUGUAAAAUAAAAAAAUAAAAAAAAAAAUGCCCGCGACGACGGACUAUUCCGCGACGGGAUUUUCUCACUUCGGGCGUCCGAUGGAUGGCCACGCCGAUUCCUUGGAAGCCGAGUUGGAGUCUUUUCAUCGGAACCUCGCCGACCGCUUUCUCGAUUUGUGUUCCGACGACCUUUUGUCGGUUCCGUGGAUUCAGAAGCUUCUCGACGCCUUCCUCUCCUGCCAGGACGAUUUCCGCUCAAUUCUCUUCAAUCACAGGUCCAUGGUUUUUAGGGCUCCCUUGGAUCGGAUGGUUUCGGAUUAUUUCGAGCGGAGCGUAAAGGGUUUGGAUGUUUGUAACGCCAUUAGAGACGGAAUUGAGCAGAUCCGGCAAUGGCAGAAGCUUCUUGAGAUUGUUCAUGUCGCUCUCGGGAAUCAACGGAGCCUCGGGGAAGGCCAAUUCAGGAGGGCGAAGAAGGCGCUUAUCGAUUUGGCGAUCGGAAUGCUUGACGAUAAGGAUUCCGCCGCCGCGGUGACCUCGCACCGCAAUCGCUCCUUCGGGCGGAACCCGAACAGUAAUGCCCGGAAUUUGGGGCAUUUUCGGUCGCUUUCGUGGAGCGUGUCGCGGUCGUGGUCCGCGGCGCGGCAGCUGCAGGCGAUCGCCACCAACGUGGCCGCGCCUCGGGCCAACGAGGUAGUGGCAACGAGUGGCCUUGCUGUCGCGGUCUACGCUGCUAAUUCCGUCUUGCUUUUUGCAAUGUGGGCGUUGGUGGCGGCCAUCCCGUGCCAGGACCGCGGCCUGCAGGUCCACUUCUCGGUCCCCCGGCAGCUUCCGUGGGCCGGGCCGAUGAUGGCGCUGCACGAGAAGAUCAUGGAGGAGUCCAAAAGGAGGGACCGGAGAAACUCCUGCGGGCUUUUGAAGGAGAUUCACGAGAUCGAGAAAUGCUCGCGGGUUAUGAGCGAAUUGUGCGAUUCGGUUUCGUUUCCGAUUUCGGAGGAGAAGGAGAAGGAGGUCAGACAGAGAGUUCAAGAGCUCUCCAUCAUUGUUGAGGCAUUAAGGUAUGGUUUGGACCCUUUGGAGAGACAAGUUAGAGAUGUUUUCCAUAGGAUUGUGAGAAGCAGAACAGAAGGGCUCGACUCUUUGGGAAGAGCAAAUUAUUCAGAGUAGUGGGAAUUGAUAAUAUGGAUUUGUUGUCAAUGUUUGACAAUGUCAGGAGGAUCAUGGAAAAGGAAACAAGAACAGAAAGAGGUUGCCAAUCAAGGAAUGAAUAACGAGGAAUGAAAAAGAGUGUAAGAAAGACAAGUUUCUUUGUAUUUAUUCACCAUAUAUUGUGUAAAGAGAUUUAGAGAUGGAUAUAUGCUCUGUUGUUGUAUUUA